This is a messenger RNA of Tachysurus vachellii, 5655 nucleotides long. It is a transcript of the gene tfe3a, whose product is annotated as transcription factor binding to IGHM enhancer 3a. The transcript is spliced from 11 exons. Gene Ontology annotation, biological process: regulation of transcription by RNA polymerase II. Lineage: Eukaryota; Metazoa; Chordata; Actinopteri; Siluriformes; Bagridae. Gene Ontology annotation, cellular component: nucleus. Gene Ontology annotation, molecular function: protein dimerization activity; RNA polymerase II cis-regulatory region sequence-specific DNA binding; DNA-binding transcription factor activity, RNA polymerase II-specific. The record is from RefSeq and is a predicted model, not a curated record. Bases 494 to 2248 code for a protein of 584 amino acids.
AAAGAUUCGAAGCUUCCUGGAAUCAGAGAAUCGACUCUUUUUUUUUAACAGCCUUCUUGGCUAGUUACUUUUGUGGAUCUCCCGUUACUGGAUGAGUCAUUUCAAGCCGAAGCUCUGAAGCUGAGACCUGGUCAGAGAUUUAAGACGUUGUAAAGUUGAGUAAAAGGGACGUAGCUAGCUAGCUAGCUAACUAACUAGCUAACUAGCUAGCCUGUUUAUCUGUUGCGACACUGUUAGCUAAGUUAGUAUUGCUAACUGACCGUGUUUUGUUUGUCUAGCUAUCUAACAACAGUCGUGUUGUUUACUUCGGAUUUAUUCGUUUUAAAGAAAAAUUCUGUCCAAACAAACAAGGGAAGCGUUUUUAUUGUUAUUAUUAAAUAUUAGCCUUAACAAUCCAGCUGAAUAUCUGUCUUUAAAGAUAAAAACAAAUAGGAAUUUUAGUGAAAGAGAGAGAGAGAAACAGCAGCACAUUUGGUUCCGAGUGUGUGGAGAAAUGUCAGGGCUGUCUUUAAAAACUCAGCAGAAGGGGGACGAAAAGGACAACCCGGUUGUACAGAAGACUAACAGACAGGUAGAGCUACCUGGAGAACAACCUCAGACUGUCUUCGUCAUCCUCGAUUCAUCUGAAUCUUACAAUCUGCUCAGAGUGGAACCACUUUUACCCGAAUCAGGAAUCGUCGCUGACAUCGAGGUGGACAACAUCCUCACGUCCGAUUUGGACACCUUUUAUCAGCUCAAGAGUCAGCCCAUUACAGUCAGUGGCACAGUUGCUCCCGCCGCUCCUGCUGUGACCCUGAGCACAUCCGCCAUGUCCUCCCGGGUGUUGAUGAGGCAGGAGCUGAUGAGGCAGCAGGCGCAGGACCAGGAGAGGAGAGAAGCCCAGCAGCAGGCGUCCAGCGCUCAGCUUCGGCCCAUGGACUCGACUCCCGCCAUCUCCGUCUCCUCCUCUUUGCCCAACACUCGCCCCACGACCACGCAGGUCCCUGUGGAGAUUCUGAAGGUUCAGACUCACUUGGAAAACCCGACUAAGUAUCACAUCCAGCAAGCUCAGAGGCAGCAGGUGAAGCAAUACCUCUCCCACACUCUAGGCAACAGAGUGGCCAGUCAGCUGGCCAUUUCGCCAUCGCCCCAGUCAGGCUCCGCCCCCGAGCUGGCGCCGGCCGCCAGCAGCACUCCCAGCAGCCCCCUGGCUGUUCUGAGCCUCAGCUCCAAUAAAGAGGAGAUCGAUGGCGUAAUCGAUGACAUCAUCAGCCUGGAGUCCAGUUUGAACGACGAGUUCAUGACGCUGAUCGACACCGGGCUGCAGCUGCCCAACACGGUAUGUCCCAGCUUGCUGCCAGUCUCAGGAAAUCUCCUGGAUGUGUACAGCAGUGCCGGGAUGACCACGCCCACCAUUACCGUCAGCAACUCCUGUCCCGCAAACCUGCAGAACGUCAAGACAGAGCUGACAGGAGCUGAGGAUUCUGGAGCAUGUGAGAAAAUCUUAUUCUAUGCCGAGGCUAAAGCUCUCAUCAAGGAACGGCAGAAAAAAGACAACCACAACCUCAUCGAGAGGAGGCGGAGAUUCAACAUCAAUGACCGCAUUAAGGAACUGGGAGAGCUGGUGCCCAAAUCCAGUGACCCGUCAGUAUCAAUCCCACUUGGCUCCUACCGGCAUGACGAGAUGCGCUGGAACAAAGGCACCAUCCUGAAGGCGUCUGUGGAUUACAUCCGUAAGCUCCAGAAGGAGCAGCAGAGAGCUAAAGAGAUGGAGCAGAGGCAGAAGAAGCUGGAGCACGCCAACCGCACGCUGCUGCUCCGUAUACAGGAGUUGGAGAUGCAGGCUCGUCUCCACGGCCUCGCUCCCUCUCACCAUACAGACUCCAUCAUCAACCAGCAGCAACAUCAGCAGCAGCAGCAGCUCACGUCAGUGCAGUCCAGCGCUGAGCCGGUCUCCAAAACACUUCUCACUCUGGGCGGCCCCACAUUAAACCACACCCACGUCUCCUCCUUACUCUCCCCUCCUCCUUCUGCCUCUCCAGUGGGCGGAGCCAUGACCAUCCCACUGGACCUGGGAACUCUGUCGUUCGGCGAGCUGGAUGACCACGCCUCCUCCGUGUUCAGCUCCGGUCUGAUGGCAGGAGAUAUGGGCCUGAGCGAUAUUCUGAUGGACGACGGCGGCGCCGACCCCCUGCUGUCCUCCGUCUCGCCGGGAGCGUCCAAGACCAGCAGCCGCAGGAGCAGCUUCAGCAUGGAGGAGGAUUUGUGAUGGAUUUAACACUGAGCUAAGGCCUAACGUCUCCAUCCCUGCUUGUGCGUUUGUGCACACAAAACUGGCCAAUCGAGGUCGACCCGUCAUCGUAAUCGUAGUACUGUUAAAAAAUAUAUAUAUAAAAAUAAAACAAAAAAAGAUCACCAUGCAGCAUGGCUCUUGACUCCUGCGCUGACGAAGAGACGCACCUGACAAGUUUUACCUCGGCGGUUUAGGGGUACCGGAGUUUACAAAGGAUCGUAGGAGCGGAGUUUAGUGGCGAAGAAGACGACGGCGGUGACGCUAGCAAACCUGUGUAGAUUUUAAAAGGAUUCUAAGCAGCUGACAAGAUUUUAUGUCUCUUUAUUGUUCUGUGUUAGAAGCAGGAGUUUUAUUUUGUACAUCUGUGCUCACUGACCGACCGACCAACCAAACACUUACAUGAUUUAUUAUUACGUUUUUAUUAUUAUUAUUAUUAUUAUUAUUAUUAUUAUUAUUAUUAUUAUUAUUAUUUUUAAAACAGCUUCACACCCAUCCUCCUUCCCCCAUCUGUUUUAGAAAACAAACUCAAUUCUUACGAGCCCAUUAUGCAGCCUGUGCGUCACGACGUGCAUCCAAAGAGCCGAUGACUUUAAAAGUCUCAGAUUUUCUGGACCGAUUAUAUAAAAUAUAUUCAGUGCUUCUUGUAUAGAGAUUUUAGUAACGAUUCGUUCAGAAUAAGUCGGUUGUAGGGAUACAUUUACAUUUACAUUUACAUUUACAUUUACAGCAUUUGGCAGACGCCCUUAUCCAGAGCGACGUACAUAAGUGCUUAAAUCUCUAACAUUGGAUACGGUGGAAGCUUUAUGUCGUCAGGAAGAUUUUAGAGCAGAGAUGUAAUCUUAUAUAAAAUGUCGACCUGCUCGCUGUAGUGAACCGAAGAGCAAAGAGUCGUUUAAGUAAAGCGUUUAAGCAACACUGUAUGAUGUAGAAACUAACACAUAAAGGCCGUUAGUCCAGAAAAUACGUCUUUUAAACGUAGUUUUUUGUGUUAUGUCGCCACGUCGGUGCGUGAACACGUUUUUUUUUUUUUUUUUCCGAAAGGGCUCGCGUUUAAACCUCCCUCAGGAAAACGAGCGGCUAAAAACAACGAGAUCGUGUCUACAUAUUAAAAUGACCCAAAUCACUGCUCCAACGCUCGACUGACCCAAUUCUGCUCUGCCAGUUUCUUUUAUCCAGGAUGAAAUCAUUGUUUUAGAUCAAUCAGGUCAAGAUAAAGUCUUCAUUAUUGGCCUAAUUAUGAUGAAGUAAAAAUGACAUUCCAGCAGAGAAGAGGGCAGUUUGACGUAUUUACACAUAUGUACAGCUUUGUGUUUUAUUAUUUGUUGUUCUAACAUCCUAUCAUUUUAAUCUCUUUUUACACAUUACUCUUUCUUUCUUUUUUUUUUUUUUUCUUUUUUUUACAUUUUUCUUUAAUAGAUGCACUUUAAUUACGCGUUGACUCUCAUCUCGUUUCCCACAUCAACACAAAAUUAAUAGCAUUAGACUGAACUGUCAAAUCUGCUGUGAAACAUUUUCUUAAAAAAAAAAUCAGCGUUGAUUUUUUUUUUUUGUUUGUUUUAUUAUUUUUUUUCCCUUUGUCCGUCUUCCUCAUUAUCGUCAUUACUUCACUCGAUGAUCAGAUGAUGAACGUUUUGCUAAAUCGGCAGUUCGGAGUUUAGCUGACGUUUCGGAACGAAUUAGCACGUGGUGUCGGUGAGCCGAUCUUCACCACAGACCGAUUGCCGACGUGAGUGAAAUACGAUUCAGGCUUCAGGACGACUUUUCUUUUAUUAUUAUUAUUUUAUUUUGUUGUUGCCAAACUUCACUCAGUUUCUGUAGCUCUUCCAGAACUCCAAACUGCCUUUGGAACUGCUAAUUAGAGGAAACGCUCUGCUUUGUUCUCGGUGUGAGUGUCAGAGAGCACAGAAAGCUUUUAGAAGAUUUGAAGUUUGACUUUACUCUUGAGGUUUGGUGGAAGUUUUAAACUCUUAAAAACAUGUUGUUGUUUUUUUUGUUUGUUUUUUUUAACGUAAUUGAGUGACUCUGGUGCUAAUUUGUUGGUCAGCAUCGUAUUCACGUUACUCCUGUCACAAACUGUUAGAAUUAAAAAUGAAAACGAUGUGUCGGCGCUAAAGAGCGAGAAGAUGGUGAGAGAGCUGGACAGACCGAACGAUUAAAGUGCCGCUGCAUCGCUCUGUUCAGGUAGAGAUGUCAAUUAAUGAAGUUUAAACUAAAAGAAAAAAAUAUGCAAGUUAAGUCCGGGGUGGAUUUCUGUCGGACUUGACGUGUUAUUAACGCUUCGUGUGUGCUAAUUGUUUAACGUAUAGCAAUGUACGCAAAAAAUCUCUCGAAAACUUCGCCAUAUCCUAACAAAUAAGUGCAGUAGCUUUUCCACUGGAUUGCGAUCGUAAACGGCUUGAAUGUGACAUGAAAAGUUGUCUAUUUUCAGAUAUUUACUCCGGUCUAGUUUUUAAAUCGUGUGUUGAAUAGUAAUUAGGACCACAGAAUAAUGGACGGAUUUAUUGUUGUGCUGGUUAAACAGACUGUUUUAUUUCCUCAACGGGAAAAUGUCAACGUCACAAAUGCCUUCCUCUUUAAAAAUGAAAAAUAAAUAAAUAAACAAACAAACAAACAAAACGUCGACGUGGGCGAACAACAGGAACGUUUCAGACGAAGCGAAAACGAUCACGUAUGCAUAAAUCCGAAGUCUAUGCAAACGUCUGCGGCUCGCGGCGCGUGAGAAGUCGCGCCGUGUGGACGGAGAGCGUCUGCGUAAAGAGCUUUCUCGUCAGCGCUGUACAGAAAUGCAUGCUUGCGUCAUGACUACAGACGCACGUCUUGCGUAAUAUAUAAUAUAUAACGUAGCAAAUCCCGAGCUAUUCAAACCACUCGUAUUCACUCCACAGGGAAAUGACUGUCCUCAUAUUUACUAUAUUUUUGCUACAAAAAAAAACCACAAACAUGGCAUUUCUGUAGACGUUUUCCUCGUUCUUUUUUUUUCCUUUUUAGAAACAGCAAUAAGUUACCUUCAUCUAUUUUUGUAAUACUUGAAAUAAUGUGCAAUUUAUGUUACGUGAGAAACAAAUUCGGCCAAUAAACAGCCAUGCGUACGUUUUAUUUCUCCAGUCAGAUGUACAGGAAAUAUUACAAAUAUUAUUGGACUGAUGAGUAAUGAAUAAACCAGAAGAAAAAGCUCCUUGUUUUCACUAUGUGCAUCUGGGAGAAAGGGAACGUCUGAACUGUGCCGAGCGUCUCUGAGGUUGUGCUCCUUGUGUGUCAACUUUGUAUUUCUGUAUCUUCACAACUCCAGUGACAACAAAAAAUCAUUCAUUUCAGUUCUGUUCAAUGUGUAGGUUUUUUUUUUACUUUGUAUGGAAAUAUAUAAAUAAAGUUUUAAAAUAUCA